Messenger RNA from Psilocybe cubensis, 888 nucleotides. RefSeq lists its product as uncharacterized. NCBI's taxonomy places the organism in Eukaryota, Fungi, Basidiomycota, Agaricomycetes, Agaricales, Agrocybaceae. The record is from RefSeq and is a predicted model, not a curated record. The coding region runs from base 1 to 888 and encodes 295 amino acids. The transcript is spliced from 4 exons.
AUGGCACUUCAGGCUCACUGGUCUGAUGAAGACCUGGAGGUCUUGAUUGCCUUUCUUGUCAGUAAAAAGGCAGCUGCUGGAGAUGGUCUCUCUUUCAAAGAUGCCAUCUGGACUGAGGCAGCUCAAGAGGUCAACAACAAGAGUCCCCCACUGAGAGGAGCUCCAAAAACUGCUGGAAGCUGUAAAAGCAAGCUGCAUAAGCUGAAGCAAAUCUUUAACAUUGUUUCAGACAUAAAGGCUCAAUCAGGAUUUAAGUGGGAUGAGGAAAGAGGAGCAGAUAUAGAUGAUACUACUGCUGAGGUCUGGGCAGCAUAUGAGAAGAGGCACAAAGGAGCAUCCCCCUUUCGGAACAAAGGCUGGGUAUGGUACAACAAGCUUGUGCCUAUUAUGCCCAAUGCUCCAAGAGGUGCACAUGUUUUUCAUGCCUCAACCCAGUCACAGCAGUUUGUAAAUGAGAACGAGGGAGGGGAAAUAAGUGAUGAUGAGCUUGAAAAACCUCUAUCUGGUUGGGGGUCUCCCUCACCUCCUCCUUCUGCUUCGCUUAUCACAUCUCAAAAUGUGGUAAUUCCAGCCAAACGACGGGAAUCUGCUCUUUCAAGCGACACAGAGUUUUCAGUUUCUUAUUCGGCCAAACGUUCUCGCAGUCACGGUUCCGAGCGUCCAUCUGGUGCCAUGGCCUUACAUGGUAUGAACAGUCGUCUUGAUGAAUUUACAGAUGUGUUCAGAGAGGCUUUUGUUGGAAAGAGGGGUGGUGUUGAAGCAACUCCUUCUAGAAAGACUCGGGCUAUGAAGCGCGUACAGCAGCUUGAAACGCAACUGUCUAAUAGCCGUAAAGCGCAAAUCGGCCGUAUACAAUUACUGUAUAUUGUGCCCUACAUGCCUCUGUAG